AUGCCGACUAAUCCUUUCCUCGUCCCACCGCGGACCUCGAGCAUCAAUGUUCGUACCGGCGACGCUGGCAACAAUCGGAGAGACCACAAGACCCGUUCUAUGCACAAGGCCCAGAAGAUCUUAGGGACUAUGGAUAUUGCCCUCGAUAACGACUACCAUAGACCACCGGAUAAGAGAGCUAGUAGAAGCGCCGGAUACCUGAAUGCACGGGAGACUACACAUCAGCAUGAGGAUGAACAGGAAGCAUCGCGUCCCGCGAGCGUCCGGGUUCAAUCAUCCUCGCCGCAGCUUAGCCAGGAGUAUCGAGACCAAGCUGAUUCGACUUCGGCUUUCGCGCAGCUGUCCAGGAAACUACACCUACCCGGGUCAUCCUCUGGCAUGAAUGCUCGAUCUGGUUCGCGAGGGAAUGCCGAUCCAAGCGCCAGCCCCGGUAAAGACCAUGCCGCGGCCGCCGAUAGUCGGACUGUUCCGGAGGGCGGACUGAAUCCAGCAUUCAAACAACCCAAAGGACCAAUGAAGGACACCAAACGGAAAGGGAGACCUCCAAGGAUUGAUCUUUCUUUGCUGUUUCCUAAACCCCAAACAAACACUACAACUCUUCUUUCCCCGCAGCGAAUGGUUACAUCACCGUCCGCUGUCUCUUUCACUUCCGAACUCCCUGCCGAGCAUCACACCUUGAAGGCAUACAAAUCGGAAAGCCGUCUGGCUGGAAAGAGACUCACCAAGGCGCCGCCUCGCCAAAGAGCACUCAGCCGCCCGGAGGAAAAUAUGCUACCGCUCGAUGACCUUUCAAGUCAGACGGCUCCACAGCGCCCUCCAUCCGUGUAUAACCCUACCAUGGAACGGACAGUUCGUACCACCGAUAUGGACCGCGCCCUUAUGAAGAACCUCGAUGCCGCGCCAACGCCACGAUCUCCGGAACGUGCAUUCAAUUAUAACCAGAUGAAUUUCAGUCUGCGCGGCAGAGAACAACUCCUGAGAUGUGACUCCAGCUUCGCGACAGAUAAGUCUGGAGAAUCAGCACAUUCGUCUCAGCGAACUUUACGUGACCCUGCGUUGGCCAAAGCUCUGAAAGACGGCCCUGAACUUGAGCCUUCGCCAUUCCAUUUUGGCCUGCCCGAUAGGGCUCCCCGAAGCAAAGGCAACUCCAUGUCCAAGAAGAGUAGCAGAAGCACUCUGAAAAACCGAGACUUGACCACCUCGAGUGUGCUUUGCCUUUCCUCCUCUGAAGAUGAAGAUGACGAACCGCAGCCCGCCAAGUCCCAGUCCGUGCCGGCCAAAAACAGGAGGGAUAGUGUCAGUACAUAUGGUGGUUACGAGGCUGAAAUAUGCACUGCUGCUGCUGCGCAUACUAUCAGAGGAACAUUGAGAAGUGUAGAACGGCCCUCUUCGAGCACUACUAAGAGUUCACGUGCCAGUUCGAAGCAUCUUCGAGCUCCUCCCUUGGCUAAUGGAAACAAUCAGUCACGCCGUUCAAGCGGCACUCCGGCCCCCCUCGAACCUGAUUUCCUGCACAGCGACCCGAUUUUCGAUCAAAGCAAGGUCCAGACAAGAGCUUCGGGGUUGUCACAGAAAGAGGUCAACAGGAGAAGCCGCCUUAUAGCCGUGACCAGGCAGGAAGAGCGCCUUCUGGACUUGAUGAGACAACGACAGGGCAAGAUUACCCCGAGCAUUCUCAACGAAAAUAUCGAUGUCGAUCGUCGGUCGAUGUUCUCGAAUUUCUCGGGCCCUUCUCGAAACUCAUACUACUGCACCGACACCUCGUUUUUACGUCUUAGUGCUUGCAUUCCUCCCGAUUCGGCACGUGCAAGUCAAGUCACGAUGAAAUAUAAGGAUACAGCCGCCUUGACUCCAACGGCUACAGACUUUGAAGCUGACGAGACAGCCACAAAGUCUGUCCCGUCACCGCAGGCCAGCUUAUCCUCAAAGAGCCUUCCUUCUCCUGCUACCACUUCUACGUCCCCUCUUACGCCAACCCUUCCUAUUCACCGCUUCUCGCCCCUACCGUCUCAAAAACCUCCCCCGCGUCUACCUCCCCCUCCCAUUCCCGACCUUCAAAGAAGCCACUCGAGAAGACGUACAGACAGCAGCGGCGCAAUUGUUCUGGAUAACCCUACCGAGGAUACCAGACAGAGCGGCGAAUUUCCUGUCUGGGCACUGGGAUGGGCUAAUGACAACAAUAAUCUGACCGCGUCUGUCUCGCUCCACUACUCACUAGUCAUGGUCAAUACUUUGCAUGUACGGUGA
Aspergillus nidulans FGSC A4 is the source of this 2247-nucleotide messenger RNA. RefSeq lists its product as uncharacterized. The record is from RefSeq and is a predicted model, not a curated record. The transcript has 2 exons. NCBI's taxonomy places the organism in Eukaryota, Fungi, Ascomycota, Eurotiomycetes, Eurotiales, Aspergillaceae. Bases 1 to 2247 code for a protein of 748 amino acids.